AUGUUGAGGCGAUUCCGGCCCUUCUUGAGCAGCCGGCACAAGUAUGUCGCCGUGGUAGCUCUGCUGGUCCUCCUGGUGCUCGUCAGGGGUCUCCCGUUCGGGUCGCACCGCCAGGAUGCCGAUGUGGGCGACCGCCCACGGUACCUGUAUCGCUCCGCCUUCCGCGAAAACCCCGAUACUGCCUAUGAGAGGCAGCUCUCAGAGGCCCUGCGCGAUAUCGAGCGCCGACAGGUGGCGUUGCAUGGCAAAGGCGGUCCAUCGGAGACAAUAUGGCAGAUUAUCCUUGGCAAAGAGCCCAGUGCGGAGCACCGAGGUGCCGAUUCGCUACAGUUCCAGGAGAAGAACCCGGAAUGGGCGUACAAGCUCGUCACCACUGAAUGGGCCGAGGAAUUCGUGACAAUCACGCUGUCCUCUAUACCAGGCCUCGCGAGCCUCUACCAUGCCUAUCCCCACCACGUCCUUCGGGCAGAUCUACUGCGGUACUUGAUACUGUGGUACCAUGGCGGCUACUAUGCCGACGGGGAUAUCUUUCCGGCGCGAUCGAUUAAGGAAUGUCCGUCGCUUCAAGACUCCGUAUUCGAAACCGAAGAUCCUGAUAUCUCCCUCGUCGUGGGCAUUGAAAUCGACGAACCUUUUGCCUCGCCCCAGAAGAUGCGCGACUGGCACUGGGUCCGAAGCUAUAGCUUCAUUCAGUAUACCAUUUUUGCACCGCGUCGGUUCAGCCCUCUUCUGCGAGAAGUGAUUGUACGAGUCUUGUCUCACACAAAGCGUCAUCUUGACGAGAGCAACAUCUUUCUGGGAGCACGGUACAAUGAACUGACCACGCUGGAAAUCACCGGGCCUGGUGUCUUUACCGAUGCCAUACUAGAUGUGUUGUCUAACACCCUUCCAGCCUCGCACCCCUUUGUUUCCGAAUCGGUGGCAGCAGACAAGGGCCUGGGCGAUCUCAUUUCACCAUCCACAGGUGGUCUCACGGAGCGUGUGACCUGGGCUCCAUUUCACCGAAUCUCUGAUCCCCGCUGUGCUAAGGGUAUGGAGGCUAAGAAUGGGGCUGAACUGGGUGGACUAUGUGUGUUGCCUGUCAAUGCCUGGGGUAAUGGACAGAGACACAGCGGAGCUGAGAACUUCCAGAGCGCCCACGCGUGCGUCAACCAUCGAUUUGGCGGGACGUGGAAACCAUGGAAGCAGACUUGGAAGAAGUAUUUAUUUGGUUGA
This is a messenger RNA of Penicillium argentinense, 1215 nucleotides long. RefSeq lists its product as uncharacterized. Gene Ontology annotation, cellular component: mannan polymerase complex. The record is from RefSeq and is a predicted model, not a curated record. Gene Ontology annotation, molecular function: alpha-1,6-mannosyltransferase activity. Lineage: Eukaryota; Fungi; Ascomycota; Eurotiomycetes; Eurotiales; Aspergillaceae. The transcript is spliced from 2 exons. The coding region runs from base 1 to 1215 and encodes 404 amino acids. Gene Ontology annotation, biological process: protein N-linked glycosylation.